Molecule: messenger RNA, 4341 nt
Organism: Hevea brasiliensis (rubber tree)
Lineage: Eukaryota; Viridiplantae; Streptophyta; Magnoliopsida; Malpighiales; Euphorbiaceae
Product: protein FORGETTER 1
Exons: 32
Coding region: 213-3992 (1259 amino acids)
Biological process (GO): regulation of DNA-templated transcription
Cellular component (GO): nucleus
Molecular function (GO): chromatin DNA binding; histone binding
Source: RefSeq, a predicted model, not a curated record
UUUUUAGUAAGAAAAUUCAUCUGUAAAAAAAAUUCCAAACCCAAACCGCAUGAGAGAAACGAAACGACUGAGACACAGAUACUGAAAAAGGUUAACGUCCCUAAAACAGAAAACCCCUUCGGCUUCCCGCGCCUGAUUUCCUAUUCCCUACGUAUUUAUUAUCUAUCCAUAAGUAUAGGUCCAGCAAUUUUGCAAAAACAGACGACAUCGCUAUGACUCAGCCAUCGGUCCCACCGCCGCUGGCGUCACAACCACCGCCAACGCCAGCGCCGCAGUCACAAGGCGGAGGCGUCCAGGUUCGGUGUGCAGGUUGCCGGAUGAUCCUGACUGUGGCACCGGGUCUGAUUGAUUUUGUGUGUCCGAGUUGUCAGAUGCAUCAAAUGUUGCCGCCGGAGCUGAUGAGUAGGGUCCACAACAACCACCAGCAAAAAAACAUACAACAGUCGCAAGUUCCAGCUCACGGCAUCGAUCCAUCGAAGAUCCAGCUUCCUUGUGCUAAUUGCAAGGCUAUUCUUAAUGUUCCUCAUGGCUUAGCUCGGUUUGCGUGCCCGCAGUGUGGUGUCGAUCUCGCCGUCGAUUUGACCAAAGUUAAACAGUUCUUUUCUCUUCCUCCGACGAGACCGCUGCCUCCUCCCGAGGAAGUCAACGAGGUAGCCAUUGAAGUGGAGCGAGAUGAAGAUGAAGGUGGCAUAGUGGGAGAAACAUUUAUAGAUUAUCGACCUCCAAAACUAUCUAUUGGACCAGCUCAUCCAGAUGCAAUUGUGGAGACAUCUUCCUUAUCUGCAGUACAGCCGCCUGAGCCCACUUAUGAUCUAAAAAUAAAGGAAGAUUUGGAAACAAAAAAGGCUUUGUCGUGCUUGCAGAUUGAGACGUUGGUGUAUGCUUCCCAGAGACAUCACCAGCAUCUUCCAAAUGGUGCCAGGGCUGGAUUCUUUAUUGGAGAUGGAGCUGGUGUUGGUAAAGGUCGAACAAUUGCGGGGUUGAUAUGGGAGAAUUGGCUCCAAGGGAGGAGGAAAACAUUGUGGAUUUCUGUUGGUUCAGACUUAAAGUUUGACGCGAGAAGAGACUUGGAUGAUGUGGGUGCAACAUAUAUUGAAGUGCAUGCUUUAAACAAGCUACCCUAUUCAAAGCUUGAUUCGAAGUCUGUUGGAAUAAGGGAGGGAGUAGUAUUUUUGACAUAUAGUAGCCUUAUUGCUUCUUCUGAAAAAGGACGUUCUCGUCUACAACAGCUUGUUCAAUGGUGUGGAUCAGGGUUCGAUGGUCUUGUCAUAUUUGAUGAGUGCCACAAGGCAAAAAAUUUGGUACCUGAAGCUGGAAGUCAGCCAACACGAACAGGUGAAGCAGUUCUUGAGAUCCAGGCUCGACUUCCUGAAGCACGUGUUGUUUAUUGCUCAGCAACUGGUGCAUCUGAGCCACGCAAUAUGGGUUAUAUGGUCAGGCUUGGUCUUUGGGGAGCUGGAACAUGUUUUGAUGAUUUCCAGAAGUUUCUAGGUGCUCUUGAAAAGGGGGGUGUAGGAGCAUUGGAACUUGUUGCCAUGGAUAUGAAAGCAAGGGGAAUGUAUGUAUGUCGUACCCUUAGCUACAAAGGGGUUGAGUUUGAAGUUGUUGAAGCACCUUUAGAAGCUGAAAUGAUUGAAAUGUACAAAAAAGCAGCAGAAUUUUGGGCUGAGUUGCGAGUGGAAUUGCUUUCUGCAAGUGCUUUUCUUGCUAGUGACAAACCCAUUUCUAGUCAAUUGUGGAGAUUAUAUUGGUCAAGCCAUCAGCGUUUCUUUAGACACAUGUGCAUGUCAGCUAAGGUUCCUGCUACUGUAAGACUAGCUAAGCAAGCAUUGAUGGAAGAUAAGUGUGUGGUUAUUGGCCUCCAGAGUACUGGAGAGGCUCGAACUGAGGAAGCUGUGACAAAAUAUGGUCUUGAACUUGAUGAUUUUAUAUCCGGACCCCGUGAACUGUUGCUAAAAUUUGUGGAAGAAAAUUAUCCUUUACCAGAAAAACCUGAACCUCUCACAGCAGAGGAAGGUGUGAAAGAACUUCAGCGGAAGAGGCACUUAGCUACACCUGGUGUUUCACUGAAAGGGAGAGUUAGAAAACUUGCAAGAUGGAAACCAACAAGUGAUGGUGAAAGUGAUGAAGAAUCUGAAACUGACUCUGCACCUGAAUCCACUGAAUCUGAUGAUGAGUUCCAGAUCUGUGAGAUUUGCAAUACUGAAGAGGAAAGGAAGAAAUUGCUUCAAUGUUCUUGUUGUGGCCAACUUGUCCAUCCUGCAUGUUUAGUCCCACCCAUUACAGAUUUAGUGUCUGAAGACUGGUCAUGUUAUUCAUGUAAAGAAAAAACAGAUGAAUUUUUUCAAGCUAGGCAAGUCUAUCUAGCUGAACUCUUGAAGAGGUAUGAAGCAGGUUUGGAGCGCAAGUCAAAAAUUUUGGAGAUAAUUCGCUCCUUGGAUCUCCCAAAUAAUCCUUUGGAUGAUAUUAUUGAUCAGCUUGGAGGCCCUGAUAAAGUUGCAGAAAUGACUGGGAGGAGAGGUAUGCUUGUAAGGGCCUCUAAUGGAAAAGGUGUAACUUAUCAGGCACGGAACACAAAGGAUGUCACCAUGGAAAUGGUCAACAUGCAUGAGAAGCAGCUAUUUAUGGACGGUAAGAAAUUGGUUGCUAUCAUUUCUGAGGCUGGAUCAGCUGGUGUAUCACUGCAGGCGGACAGAAGAGCAGUCAAUCAGAAAAGAAGAGUUCAUUUGACACUAGAACUUCCUUGGAGUGCUGACCGGGCAAUUCAACAGUUUGGAAGAACUCAUCGAUCAAAUCAAGCUUCUGCACCAGAAUAUAGGCUACUGUUUACAAACCUUGGUGGUGAACGCCGAUUUGCAUCUAUAGUUGCCAAGAGAUUAGAAUCUCUAGGAGCGUUAACACAGGGAGACCGCAGGGCUGGACCAUCUUUGAGUGCUUAUAACUAUGAUAGUGCUUAUGGGAAAAAGGCUUUGAUGGUGAUGUAUAGAGGAAUAAUGGAGCAGGAUACCCUACCUGUUGUGCCUCCUGGAUGUUCUUCUGAAAAGCCAGAGACAGUUCAUGAUUUUAUUAUUAAGGCAAAAGCUGCUCUUGUUGCCGUUGGAAUAGUUAGAGAUUCUAUUAUUGGUAAUGGAAAGUUAUCUGGCCGCAUAAUUGAUUCAGACAUGCAUGAUGUUGGACGUUUUCUCAACCGGCUCUUAGGACUACCGCCUGAUAUUCAAAAUAGGUUGUUUGAGUUGUUUGUUAGCAUCUUAGAUCUUCUUAUUCAGAAUGCACGAAUUGAAGGCAAUCUAGAUUCAGGAAUAGUUGAUAUGAAAGCUAACAUUAUUGAACUGCAAGGAACUCCAAAGACUGUUCAUGUUGAUCAAAUGUCUGGGGCGUCAACAGUUCUGUUUACUUUUACUCUGGAUCGUGGAAUCACAUGGGAGUCUGCAAGUGCCAUACUUGAGGAGAAGCAAAAGGAUCACCUCGGAUCUUCUAACGAUGGAUUCUAUGAAUCUAAGAGGGAAUGGUUGGGAAGACGUCACUUUGUUUUAGCAUUUGAAAGUCCUGCUUCUGGCAUGUUUAAGAUUGUCAGGCCUGCUGUUGGGGAAUCAGUGAGGGAAAUGCCUUUGUCUGAGUUAAGAAACAAAUAUAGAAAAUUAUCUUCUAUUGAGAAAGCUCGUAGUGGCUGGGAAGAUGAGUAUGAAGUUUCAUCUAAACAGUGCAUGCAUGGGCCCAAUUGUAAACUUGGCAAUUUCUGUACUGUUGGCAGAAGACUACAGGAAGUGAGUGUUUUGGGAGGCCUCAUUGUUCCAAUCUGGGGCACUAUUGAGAAGGCCCUAUCUAAGCAGGCUCGUCAAAGCCAUAAGCGAAUUCGUGUUGUGCGAUUAGAAACCACCACAGAUAACCAGCGGAUAGUGGGUUUGCUUGUCCCAAAUUCAGCAGUGGAAACUGUGCUUCAAGGAUAUUUACACAGGUCUAAUUACAGCUUGGCACCAUGGUUGCAGAUCUAGCAUGGGUUCAAGAUAUUGAUGAUUGACAAGUAGUCAUUAGAUUGAUAGACACCAUAAGAAGUUGCAAUUGUGCAGAUACAAGCUUGAGCCUCAUGCGGAAGGAAGAUAAAAAGUGUUAUAUUCUGCACCAUCCAAUGAAAUUGUGCAAUCUCAUUUUUUGUUUUUUUAUUUUCAUUUUUUUGGCUCCAUUUUUUGGCUUAUAUAUAAUUUUGUAUAUUUCUAACAUCUCUGCAUAUUGCAGAAGAUGGACUAUAAUAGGUUACCAAGAUAUAUUGUUCAUAGCUCUUGGGCUAGUUUGUACAAUUCAUUGAAAAACUGAGUAAAAUUACAGUUAAAACUUAAAUUUAAA